Molecule: messenger RNA, 1071 nt
Organism: Saprolegnia parasitica CBS 223.65
Lineage: Eukaryota; Oomycota; Saprolegniomycetes; Saprolegniales; Saprolegniaceae
Exons: 5
Coding region: 1-1071 (356 amino acids)
Source: RefSeq, a predicted model, not a curated record
AUGGACGCCAUCGAGCUGGACGACCUCUCGUUCUUCGAUACGACCGACCUCCACGACGUCGAGGACCUCCUCUUUCUGCCGCGCUCGGACGAUGCGCCGACGAAGCCCAAGAAACGCAUUCGGAAGCGGCACGCGGACGAGAUGCGCUACCUCCAGGCGACAGUCGCCGACCUCACCUCGCAGCUCUCGGUGCUCGAAGCCAAGAAGCUCGACCUCGUCGUGUGUUCCAAGUGGGAACACAUCGCGCGACGUCAGGCCGAGGAAGCCCAAGUCGCGAUUCAGAAGAACCAGCGGCUCAAGGAGGCGCUCGAGGAGCAGCUCCAUUUGGCCCAAAGCCUUCAAAAGAUUUUUGCCAAGAAAACAAAGGUCGAGGCACUCUGUGACGACGUCUUCGUGCCGUGCCAUCUCAGCAUGAUGGACCCGAUCGCGCGGGCCGCGAGCAUGCGCACGCUUCUCGAUGCGCAGUACGCCAAGCUCGAGUCGGCGUUUGUGCAAUAUGGCAUGGUCGACAUGGCAGCGCCGUACCGACGGACAGACAUCACAGACGAAGACGCGUACAGCCGCCUUCUCCUCACGCACGUGGGCGCGAUGGUUGCACCACGGCCGGUCGCGGCCGUUGCCGCGUCGAUCUGGGAUUUCCUGCAGCUCGAGACGCCCGUGGUCAUGCCCAGUUUCAUGAUGAAGCGACUCGAGCGCGUGGACGAGGACGUGAUUUACAUGCAGUUUGUCGCUUUUUGCCCCGGCAUACCCGACAUGCGUGCCAACUACUGCAUCGGGCGGUACAUGGACGGCGACCGCAUGUCAAUCGUGAUGCGAACGAUCGAAAUCGACGAGCCGUGCGCGCACCACGCCGUCUCGACGGGCGACUCGAGCCAAUGGAUGACGAUGGAGCCAACAGAAGGCGGCGCGUCGACGCUUAUUCGGUUGGCCGAGUACAUUCAGUUCCCCGACGCGCCGGGCCAGAGCCUGUCGCAGUAUGUCCUACAGAUUUUUACACGCAACCAAGAGGCACUCGAGGCGUUGACGUUUGCGACGCUCUUUCCAGGGAGCGAACGGCCCGCCAUGGGUUAA